AUGGUAUACAUAAAUGAUUGGAAUGAAUAUCAACAAGCAGCAGAAGAACUCUAUCAGAGCUCUCCUAAAACGACACGAUACGUAAUAAGUUGGCGACACACUCAAGGUCAAUUGGUGUUGAAAGUUACAGAUGAUCGUACCUGUCUAAAAUAUAAGACGGAUCAAUCAUCCGAUCUUAAAAAAUUCGAACGGUUGAAUAAGUCGUUGUUGCUGAAAAUGCAAAAUCGGCAGGAGACUAAUACGACUGGUGUGGAGGAUAAUAGUUUAGUUUCUGCAACUUUAUCACAACCAUCAUCGUCUAUCCCCGUGGCUACGACACCUAACGUCCAAGCAUCGGCAACUACUUCCAUUAUCCCUGUAACAACUGCGGCAUCAUCAUCAACGAAACCAGAGUCGAAUCCUGCCCAGACCACUACAAAAAAGAAGAAAGGAAAGAAGGGACGAUAA
Messenger RNA from Ambispora gerdemannii, 447 nucleotides. Lineage: Eukaryota; Fungi; Glomeromycota; Glomeromycetes; Archaeosporales; Ambisporaceae. The record is from the annotation of a GenBank genome assembly.